This is a messenger RNA of Effrenium voratum, 1316 nucleotides long. The record is from the annotation of a GenBank genome assembly. Lineage: Eukaryota; Dinophyceae; Suessiales; Symbiodiniaceae.
AGUCAGCCCUAGUCUGGCACGUGCCCAAAUGGCACACAGCCAUUUGCCUGCACUGGGUUCGGAGCCGCAGGGCUUUGGCUCCCAGCUUGGAGCCAUGCAGCCGCCAGCGAAGCGGGCGCGCACCGAGCCAGGAUGGUGCAUCAGCCCGUCGCAAGCAGCAGAGCUGCAACAAUACGGCCCUGGGUUCCUAAAGAUGCUGGUCACCAACAACACGGCUGGAAUUCUGAUUGGCAAGGGUGGCUCUGCCCUCAAGGACCUUGAAGCCUCUACUGGCUGCCUGGUGAGGCUGUCCCCAGCCAACAACUUUUAUCCUGGCAGUGGCCAGCGCGUGGUGUGCGUAGCUGGCAAGCAGGAAGCAGUGGAGGCAGUGCUUGCAGCCGUGGUCGAGGCCACGAUGGAGGUUGAAAGACAUCAAGCUGCAAAGGAGAGCAGGGAACCAGAGGACAGGGUGUUGGCGCAGAUCGCUCUGCCAUUCUCUGCCUGUGGCCUGGUUAUUGGCAAGGGCGGGGUGACGCAGAAGGAGAUCACUGAGCAAACAGGCCGCUACGCACUGCAAUUGCAAAUCACGCGAAUUUUGUCGAAGCCGCGUGAGAGCUUCCGCGGCAAAAAGCAGGACCCGUUUGAUCUCCGUCGGGGUACUUCCCAACUUUGGAGCAAUGCGCAGCUGCUUUCAAAGGCAUUUGGCGGUCCGCCCGUAGGCAUCACUGUGAAGAUCACCCCGCAGGGCCAGAACACGGUGCAGAAUGAGCGCCUGGCAUCGCUGCAGGGGCCGAGCCGCGGGGUUGCGCUGGCUGCAACCCAGGUCUUCCGCCUGGUGCAGGCUGACCCCAACAUGGCGCAGCUGGAGACGCCUGCAGAAGGCAGCGCAGCGCAGGCGCCUCAGGCCCAGUCAAACUGGUCUGGGCGCUGGGAGCAGAGGAGCGACUAUAGUCCUGCCCCGCCUGCAGUGAAGCCCAUGGGUAAAGGAGCUAUGCGAAUGCCAGCCAUGAGCGCACCUCCGGCAUCUGCAGGUGCGGGUUUGCAAUGCCAGAUCUUCUUCGAAGUGAGUGACAUGGAGGCAGCCCACAUUAUAGGAAAGGGAGGCACCUUCCUGCAAUCGGUUUGCCAGCAGACCAAUGCCAAAGUGCAGCUCACAAAGCGAGGUGAACAAGUUCCAGGAACGGAGAACCGCUUGGUCACCGUCAGUGGUCUCAUGCAGAACGUGCAUGCCGCGCAUGCUAUGGUUGUUGAACGCGCAGCCAGCACGCCCUCAAGGAGGCCUUGAACAAGUGAUGGCGUCAGUAUUUGUCAAACUAGUAGUGGCUUUGGAAACAAAA